AUGGAGUAUAAACCAUUAUUUUAUAGUAUAAGUCCAAUAAAAUUAAUUAUUGAAGAAAGGGAACAAUUUAAUGCAUUAUCAGAAUUAGAAAAAUAUUCAAAUAUUGCAGUCCCAGAAAUAUAUUUAGGUAAUUCACCCGGAGCAUUAAAUGAAACAUUAAAAAUAUUUUUAAAAAAUAAUAAAAAUUAUAAUGGACCAUUAGUUAUUGCAGUCAAUGGACAUAGUAUUGAAAGUGGUAAUGUUUAUAGUGGUAAAUUUAUUGACCAUGAAUUUAAAGAACAAUUUAUAUUUGAUCCAGUAAAACUAUGGUCAGGUUAUUUAUAUUUAGAUGGUUUAGAGAAAUUACUUAAAGAAUAUUGGAAUGGUAAAAAAGUUUACAUUGUUUUCGUUCAUUGUACAGGUGAUAGUAUUUUAUUUUUAGAGAAUUUAAAUAAACAAUUUCAAAAGGAAUGUCCAACUCAACCAAUUCCAUCCAAUGUUUCAUUUGUUGCAUUAAAUGGUUCAAUUGAGAAUGAUUUAUCAAGACAAGUUCAAUUAUGUAAAUGGUUAAAUUUAAAAUUUAAAAAUUCUCAAAAAUCAAUCAUUGAACCAAUUCAAAGUCCAACAAUUGCGACAAAAUUACAAAUUUCAAAUAAUCCACAAUAUUCAUCACUCUUUAAAAAUGAAAUUGAUUAUCAAAAUAAUAUAAUCCAUUCAUGUUCUGAAUUAACAAAUAAUCAAAUUAAUUCAUAUAAUUUUUAA
Molecule: messenger RNA, 741 nt
Organism: Dictyostelium discoideum AX4
Lineage: Eukaryota; Evosea; Eumycetozoa; Dictyosteliales; Dictyosteliaceae
Exons: 2
Coding region: 1-741 (246 amino acids)
Source: RefSeq, a predicted model, not a curated record